ACAGUAUUAACAAUUUUGUGAUGUAAUUGACACGUGUUGAUCAAACUGUACUACAAUAUAUAUAUGCUUUUUAGCACUGGCAGCUUCUGUCAUUUCAGAUAACCGUAGGCCAGGAAUGUUGGCCUGAAGGUCUGAGAAAUGGAUGUCGAAUAGGAGAAAGCCCAACACUGGGUUCUGUUUUACACCACUGGUUCGGAUCUGUACAUUGUUUGUUUGUACAGAAAGAAUGGAAAAUUACAAGAAGUCAAAAGUUGUUGAGCAUCCAUGCCCACUGCCUUUCAGUAAUCUACCAUCUGAUAUCAUUGAAAUUAAAGUCAAAGAGGGCAGUAAAAUUUGGAAUCUUAUGGGCUAUGCAGUUGGAAAAAUGGAACCUGAUGCAGUUAAGCAAACUAUUUUCAGUGGAUCAGGAAAAGGAGUUAGCAAAACUAUUACUUGUGUUGAAAUCAUGAAACGGAGGAUUAAAGGCCUUCAUCAGAUCACAAAAUUACUGUUUAAGCAAGUGGAGGAGAUUUGGGAAUCCAUUGUACCUGUGGCAGGAUUAGACACCUUGACAGUAAAAAGAAAUGUGCCUGCUGUUUGUGUAUUGUUAUCAAAGGAUGCUUUUGAUAUGAAUGAGUCUGGUUAUCGGACACCUGGCUGUUUUGAUACAUUGUGGAUCCAAGCUUUGAAAGAGGAAUCUCAGUUUCAGAAGAGGAGGAGACAGAGUGUGAGAGGGGGACCUAGUAGACGGACUGGUUAUUAUGAAUCUAGUAAGUCAGAAGUAACCAAGAAACUCAAAAAUGGUGCAAAAUUGUCAGGUGCAGAUGUGUCUAAGCAGAGAAAGUCUGCAGGUACCGAUGCUUCUAAGCUUCCUAUGAUUGAACAUCUAGACCAGAAAUAACUGUUGUCAGCAUGGUGAUAUAGUUGCUGGUGUUGUAUCUCCCCCUGCAUUUGAUCACUGUUUGGAGAGCUAACCUAAAGACUACUAAAGUGGUGAGGUGAUGCUAAUUUUCAUGGGUGAUAACUUGGGGGGGGCCUUAAACCUAAGGCAUAACUAGAAUCUAUUUUACUGCUUCUGCUAGUACGUUUCUAGCAGUUUACCCAUGUGUACUAAGUCUACUUGCACUGUGAUUCGCACUUAGCCUAUUCUUUUGCCAAGUGUUUUUGUUAUAUUGCUAAGUCAGUCACUCAAGACUCCAGAAGAGUAACUUGUAUACAUUUUUCUUGAGCGCUUUUUGGAUUUAUAUGCUUUUGAAAGAUAAAUUCAAGUUUUAUUUGAAAUGUAAAUAAAGUAUAUUUUUGACAAAA
This is a messenger RNA of Protopterus annectens (West African lungfish), 1287 nucleotides long. It is a transcript of the gene RPP25L, whose product is annotated as ribonuclease P/MRP subunit p25 like. Bases 143 to 880 code for a protein of 245 amino acids. Gene Ontology annotation, molecular function: RNA binding. The record is from RefSeq and is a predicted model, not a curated record. The transcript is spliced from 3 exons. Gene Ontology annotation, biological process: tRNA 5'-leader removal. Gene Ontology annotation, cellular component: ribonuclease MRP complex. Lineage: Eukaryota; Metazoa; Chordata; Ceratodontiformes; Protopteridae.